Messenger RNA from Carassius auratus (goldfish), 982 nucleotides. RefSeq lists its product as uncharacterized. The coding region runs from base 44 to 982 and encodes 312 amino acids. NCBI's taxonomy places the organism in Eukaryota, Metazoa, Chordata, Actinopteri, Cypriniformes, Cyprinidae. The record is from RefSeq and is a predicted model, not a curated record. The transcript is spliced from 2 exons.
AAGCAGUCGUGCAUCUGGUACAUCGUCCAGCUCGAAGAUUAGUAUGGCUGUCGCCAUGGCAAAGGCAAAGGCUGAAGCAGCGCAAGCUAGAGCAGCACACACGCAGAAAGAAAUCGAACUUAAAGUAGAGCAAGCUCGUGUUCAAGCCAAUCUUGUGACAGCACUUCACCCCUACUCACCUACCUGGAAAUCUAAGGCAUUCCCUUCCACUUCAGAGGAUGGUGGGGAGGAGGACAAAGCAGAAAUCAGAGAGGUUAAGUCGACGUGCACUCAAGUAUGUGGUGAAGGAUUGAGCGCUAGGACAUGUGCUAAGAUCUGCCUUGUUAAUGUGUUCCCCAAUGGCUGCAAGAAUGAGUCUAAGAGAAUGUAUGCCAUACUAGACGAACAGAGCAAUCGCUCCCUAGCACGGUCGGAGUUCUUUGAGAUUUUUAAGGUCUCUGGAAAUUCCUACUCAUACACCCUCAAGACCUGUGCAGGGUGUUCAGAGACGGUGGGAAGGAGAGCCAGUGGUUAUACUGUGGAGUCGGUGGACAAGAAAAUUGGCAUUCGUUUACCUACACUCCUGGAGUGCAACCAAAUCCCUAACGUUCGCACUGAGAUUCCUACGCCGGAAGCAGCCUACCAUCAAGCCCACCUAAAGCGUAUCGCUGAUAAGAUUCCGCCUUUAGAUCCGGAUGCCAAAAUUCUCCUCUUACUGGGGAGAGACAUCUUACAAGUACACAAGGUCCGAGAACAGAUUAGCGGCCCAGGUGAUGCACCGUUUGCGCAAAGGCUUGAUCUAGGAUGGGUCAUCAUUGGUGAUGUGUGCCUUGGAGGUGCUCACAGAACACAAGAGGUGAGAAGCUACAAAACAGCCAUUUUCGAGAACGGCCGUACGAGCUAUCUCCAACCAUGCAACAACCAGAUCAAAAUAAAAGAGGUAUUUGAGCAAGCGUUUAGACCUCAGCAUCAUUCAGCACCAAUCUCCAUCAGUCGUCCAUGA